CCCAGCACCUUGCUCCCACAGCCGCCACUGGGACCAGCAGCAGUGUGAAUAUGACCAGGAUCCUUCGGGCCUACAGCGCAGUGAAACCCCUCAGACAUGUGUGUGUGUUCGGCAGACAGCUGGGCAGCACGUCGCCCUGCCUGAGGCUCCAAGCUGCUAAACUCUACAGUGUCAAGGCCCAGACAGCCCACCUGGUCUUGGAGGAUGGAACCCGGAUGAAAGGGUUCUCCUUUGGGCACAAUGUGUCGGCCGCAGGGGAACUGGUCUUCAAUACGGGCCUGGUGGGGUAUCCUGAGGCCCUGACUGACCCCAGCUACAGAGGUCAGAUCCUGACCCUGACGUACCCAAUAGUCGGGAACUAUGGCGUGCCCAACACCCAGGAGCUGGACGAGCUGGGACUGAGGAAGAAUGCUGAGUCAGAACGCAUCCAGGUAUCCGGUCUCCUGGUUCAAGACUACAGCCACGAGUACAGCCACUGGAACUCUGUCAAGUCCCUGGGUCAGUGGCUCCAAGAUGAAAAGGUUCCUGCACUGUUUGGGAUCGACACCCGAAUGUUGACCAAAGUUAUCCGAGACAAGGGCACGGUUCUGGGGAAGAUUGAAUUUGACGGACAGCCCGUUGAGAUAUCGGACCCCAACCUGAAGAACUUGGUGGCGGAGGUCUCCACCAAGGAAACCAAAGUUUUUGGAAAAGGGAACCCAAUCAAAGUAGUGGCCGUUGAUUGUGGCAUCAAACACAACAUCAUCCGCCUGCUGGUUAAGAGGGGGGCAGAGGUCCAUCUUGUGCCGUGGGACCAGGACUUGCUGAGUCUAGACUACGACGGUCUGUUCAUCUCCAACGGACCAGGAGACCCGUCUCUGGCCAAGAAGCUCAUCCAGAAUGUCAGCAAGGUGCUGGAAAGUGAUCGUCCCCAGCCGGUGUUUGGUAUCUGCAUGGGAAACCAAAUCACUGCUCUGGCUGCAGGAGCUGCAUCGUAUAAACUGCCUAUGGGCAACAGAGGCCAGAACCAGCCGGUGCUGAAUGUGAUGACGGGCCAGGCCUUCAUCACGGCGCAGAACCACGGCUACGGCAUAGAUACGGAGUCCCUGCCCCCGGGGUGGAGCCCGCUGUUCGUUAAUGCCAAUGACGGCACCAAUGAGGGCAUCAUGCACAACACUAAGCCUGUUUUCACGGCUCAGUUCCACCCGGAGGCUAAAGGGGGUCCCACAGACACAGAGUUCCUCUUUGAUACCUUCAUAUCGUUGAUCAAGAAAGGAAAGGACGCCAACCUGGUGUCAGUCAUGCCCAAGAAACCCUGCAUACCCCCGAGAGCCAAGGUGUCGAAGGUGCUGGUGCUGGGCUCUGGAGGCCUUUCCAUCGGUCAGGCUGGAGAGUUUGACUACUCUGGAUCUCAGGCCAUUAAAGCCUUGAAGGAGGAGAAUCUGAAGACGGUGCUCAUGAACCCAAACAUAGCCUCGGUUCAGACCAACGAGGUGGGAAGCAAACAGGCCGACUCGGUCUACUUCCUGCCCGUCACGCCACAAUUUGUAACUGAAGUAAUCAAGACCGAGCGUCCGGACGGCAUCCUGCUCUCUAUGGGCGGACAGACUGCGCUCAACUGCGGAGUAGAGUUGUUCCAGCGUGGCGUCCUGGAGAAGUACGGGGUAAAGGUCCUGGGAACCCCGGUGGAGUCCAUCAUGGCCACAGAGGACAGACAGCUUUUUGCUGACAAACUGAAUGAAAUCAAUGAGAAGAUCGCGCCCAGUUUCGCUGUGGAGUCGGUGACUGAUGCGUUGAAAGCAGCAGAGCGGAUUGGAUACCCGGUGAUGUUACGAUCGGCCUAUGCCCUGGGAGGUCUGGGCUCUGGUCUCUGUGCCAACAAAGAGAUCCUCGAGAAAACCGCCAACCAGGCUCUGGUCAUGAGCAGUCAGAUCCUGGUGGAGAAGUCUCUGAUGGGCUGGAAGGAGGUGGAGUACGAGGUGGUGCGAGACGUGGCUGAUAACUGCGUCACCGUGUGCAACAUGGAGAACUUCGACCCACUGGGCAUUCACACAGGUGACUCUAUAGUAGUAGCACCGAGCCAGACGCUGUCAAACGAGGAGUACCACAUGCUCCGGGAGACGGCCAUCAAGGUGGUCCGUCACCUUGGCAUUGUAGGUGAAUGCAACAUCCAGUACGCUCUCCACCCUUUGUCCCUGGAGUACUGCAUUAUCGAGGUGAACGCCCGGCUCUCCAGAAGCUCGGCUCUUGCAUCCAAAGCCACCGGGUACCCGUUAGCAUUUGUAGCUGCUAAGCUGGCACUGGGAAUCCCCCUACCAGAGAUCAAGAAUGCGGUAUCGGAGAAGACCACGGCCUGCUUUGAACCCAGUCUGGACUACAUCGUCACCAAGAUCCCCCGCUGGGACCUGGACCGCUUCCAGGGCAUGUCCAGUGAAAUCGGCAGUUCCAUGAAGAGUGUCGGAGAGGUGAUGGCAGUGGGCCGGACCUUUGAGGAGAGUGUUCAGAAGGCCCUGCGGAUGUGUCAUCCAUCAGUGGACGGCUUUGUGCCCCACCUGCCACUCAAGAAAGCCUGGUCUGACACGCAGGACUUGCAGCAGGAGCUUGCUGUGCCCUCCAGCACCCGCGUCUUCUCCCUCGCCAAGGCUCUCCACAGUGGCAUGAGUGUGGAUCAGAUCCACCAGCUGACGUUCAUCGACAAGUGGUUCCUCCACAAGCUGCGCAAGAUAACCCACAUGGAUCAGCACCUGGCAAACUACAAGAGCAGCACAGUAACCAAAGACCUGCUGCUGCAGGCCAAGCAGGACGGGUUCUCAGACCGACAGGUUGGUCAGCUUCUGGGCUCCAGUGAGAGCGCGUGCAGAGAGCUGAGGCUCACUCACGGGAUCAAACCGUGGGUCAAACAGAUCGACACCUUGGCAGCAGAGUAUCCAACUAUGACCAACUACCUGUAUUGUACAUAUCAUGGUCAGGAGCAUGAUCUGGAAUUUAAAGAUCAGGGAAUCAUGGUUCUUGGUUGUGGGCCAUACCACAUCGGGAGCAGUGUUGAGUUCGACUGGUGUGCGGUGUCCAGCAUCAGGGCCCUGAGAGAGAUGGGUAAGAAGACGGUGGUGGUGAAUCACAACCCGGAGACCGUCAGCACCGACUUCGAUGAAUGUGACCGACUUUAUUUCGAAGAGCUGACGCUGGAGCGCGUCCUGGACAUCAACGACCAAGAGGGUUGCUCAGGCAGCAUCGUGUCAGUGGGAGGCCAGAUCCCCAACAAUCUUGCCGUGCCGUUGCACCUGAACGGGGUGAGGAUUCUCGGGACGAGCCCCUUGCAGAUUGACCGGGCUGAGGAGCGAUCCGUCUUCUCCAGUGUCCUUGAUGACCUCGGGGUGGCCCAGGCCCCAUGGAGGGCUCUCAGUUCUCUGGAAGAUGCUUUUUCAUUCGCCAACCAAGUGGGCUACCCCUGUCUGCUCCGCCCCUCCUACGUCCUCAGCGGCUCAGCCAUGAAUGUUGUGUACGGGGAAGAGGAGAUGAAACGUUUCUUGGAGGAGGCCACUCAGGUGUCCCAGGAGCAUCCAGUGGUCAUUACCAAGUUCGUCCGCGGUGCCAGGGAGGUAGAGGUGGAUGCUGUGGCCAAGGCUGGCAGGGUUGUGGCCCAUGCCAUCACAGAGCAUGUGGAGGAUGCUGGGGUUCACUCAGGAGAUGCCACUUUAAUGCUGCCAGCCCAGAGCAUUAGCCAGGGGGCGCUAGAAAAGGUGAAAUCUGCCACCCGCAAAAUCGCGCAGGCAUUUGAAAUUUCCGGGCCCUUUAACACUCAAUUUCUGGUUAAAGGCAAUGAUGUCAUGGUGAUAGAGUGUAAUCUGCGGGCGUCACGCUCCUUCCCUUUUGUAUCAAAAACAAUCGGCGUGGACUUUAUCAACGUGGCAACCAAAGUGAUGGUGGGGGAGCCUCUGGAUGAGGCCAGCCUGCCCUCGCUGGAGAACCCCAUCAUUCCUGUAGACUACGUUGGCAUCAAGGCGCCCAUGUUCUCCUGGCCGCGGCUGAGGGAUGCAGACCCUGUGCUUCGCUGUGAGAUGGCCUCCACUGGAGAAGUAGCUUGUUUUGGACCAAACAUUUAUUCAGCCUUCCUGAAAGCUAUGCUCUCCACAGGCUUCAAGCUGCCACAGAAGGGCAUCCUGAUUGGAAUUCAGCAUUCAUUCCGACCCAAUUUCCUGGCAACAGCGCACCAACUGAAAGAGGAAGGCUUCAAACUCUUCGCUACUGAAGCUACCUCUGCAUGGCUGUGUGCCAACGACGUGCCUGCCACUCCAGUAGCCUGGCCCUCGGAGAAGGGAGAAGAAACCAGUUUGCCUGGUAUUAAGAGACUGAUAAGCGAAGGUCUCAUUGACCUGGUGGUCAACUUGCCCAAUAACAACUCUCGUCACCUGAAGGAUAACUUCGUCAUCCGCAGAAUGGCUAUCGACCACGGUGUUCCCCUCAUCACCAAUUACCAGGUGGUGAAGCUGUUUGCAGAAGCGAUUCACUACGCAGGUGAGCUCGACUCCACCAGCCUCUUCCACUACCGGCAGAAAGAAGCCAAAGAAAGAGGAGUGAGACAGCAGAUCUAGAGCUUCCUCCUUGGACCUUCAAACACCUUUGGGGCACUUGGUAAAACAACAGUGUUAAGUGGGAGCAAAAUGUUGUAAUAUCAUUUCUUGUAUCUGUUUUCCCACUCCACUCAACGUGGCAGGACUUGCAGUCUGUUGGGAAUUACUUAGACCAAAACUUUAUAAUGGUGAAGCCAACUGCUGUUGCAAGUUUCAGUUUCCACUGUGAUAAGGUGCCUUUUAAAAGGGUUUGUGAUCUAUAAUCUGGGAUUUUACUCUACAAUUUUUUAUAGAAUUGUGGUUAAAUAUAGAAAACUUUGUUGUGUUUGUCCUCCUUCAGUCAGACUUGCUUAUAACUGUAAAAAUUCAAGAAGGGUCCUAACUGUGAUUUAAGUUUGCAUCUGUAAAUGUAAAUACAUUGUUAAGAAUUGAUUGUUGACCAGAUGCUCUGCAGAUCUUUCCUUAAACAGGUGUCCUCUCAUGUUGCAGGAGGACAAACACAGUUAAAGAGAUUUUUAUACUCGGUACUCCAAACAUUCUUCCUAUUAAAGUCUUAUGAGUAAACUAUAGAUAUGAGUUAUUAGUUUACAUUACUGUAUAAAACCCCCCAUAAAAGGUCAGUUAUUAUAAUGUGAUAACAUGAGGCUAAUGGCACUGCCUUUAUUUCACAGUGUUUGCUGGUGUGUUACAGUUGUGGCUUUGCGUUUGUUUUGUAUGUAUGAUCAGUGGGCCUAUGUAUGUAUGCAUUUUGUAAUUUGAAAUGACAUUUUUCAACUUGUCAGCUCCCCCUUUGUUCAUUUUAAAACCAAUGGUAUGCAAAUAAUUCAGCUUUAGACCAAAAAUGGUUUUGAAAAUGUAUUAUAUGUUAAACAUGUACUAUGAGAAUGAGUAGCAAUUAGGGUCAUAAGAGGAAAUUUUAAUUUUUCAAGAGCUCGACCCUCAGAUCCUAUCUUAAAAAGUUGAUGACAACUGAUGUGUUUCUAUUUAAUGUAGUGAGCGCUUCUACAUUUAAUAUUGGUCUGCAUUUUUUAAACUGACACCAUUUUUUUUACAUUUAUUAGCUGUUUUACAUUAAUUGGUGACCCACUACAUGUUUUACUUGCAUAAAAUCUUUAUGCAGCCAUUUGAUUCACUUACUUACUCUCUCCCUCUCUUCCCCAAAACACAUUAACAACAUACCCAUUGGCCUUUAUGGGCAGUACCAUGAAAAGUCCUCCCACAUUAGUGGCAUUUGAUAUGCCACAGAUCAAAUGUCAUUUUGUAACAAACACUGCACUCUUAAAGUACAUUUAAUUAUGUAUAGAAAUAAUUCCCCUCACUGUGUACAUUUUGUGGUUGUCUUGUUCAUGUUUGUGUUGUGUAAAAUCCAGUGAAUUACAAUGAAGUAUUCUCUCACA
Limanda limanda (common dab) is the source of this 5947-nucleotide messenger RNA. It is a transcript of the gene cps1, whose product is annotated as carbamoyl-phosphate synthase 1, mitochondrial. The transcript is spliced from 38 exons. Gene Ontology annotation, cellular component: cytoplasm; carbamoyl-phosphate synthase complex. The record is from RefSeq and is a predicted model, not a curated record. Gene Ontology annotation, biological process: 'de novo' pyrimidine nucleobase biosynthetic process; L-arginine biosynthetic process; L-glutamine metabolic process. Gene Ontology annotation, molecular function: carbamoyl-phosphate synthase (glutamine-hydrolyzing) activity; metal ion binding; ATP binding. NCBI's taxonomy places the organism in Eukaryota, Metazoa, Chordata, Actinopteri, Pleuronectiformes, Pleuronectidae. Bases 51 to 4571 code for a protein of 1506 amino acids.